CUCAGAGAAAGAAGCACCAGGCAGGGCAGAGCAGCCACACGCAGCAGGAGGUCAGUGGAUUCACCGAGGGGGGAGCAUGUCCAAACCUUCGUCCAACGUCAAGGCCUUGCAGGCUAAUUUGAACAUCCCGAUGGGAGCUCUGCGUCCAGGGGCGGGACUUCCUGUGAAGAGGAGAGAGGAAACAGUAGACACAGAAGAGGGCCAGCCACCAGAAGCACCAGAAUGCCAACAAACCCAGACACCAGAGGAGAAGAAAAUAUUCCCUGGCGCAAAGUUACCUGGACCUGCCGUUGACCUUUCAGAGCUGCAAAACAAAAAGAGUGAACUACGAUGGGUCACCAAGGACUAACAUGUAGGUUUCCUGACAGGACCUUCAUGUCAGGUGGAGGGGACAGAUGACAAUCUUCAUAAACAGACUUAUUCAAAGCUGCUGAAGCAAAUCAAAACAUCUGGAAACACUAACACAACAGUUUUUGUGAAACCUGCUUUACAAACUGUUCCAUCAUCACAAAUCAAGAUUUGUAUUUACCUACUAUAAAACAGAAGCUGAGACAAAUUUAAAUCAGAAUUUGUAAAACAAAAUCAAAUGUAUUCCAGUUUCCCUCUGCUGCAGAUGGGACUCAGUUCUACUUGGACUUUCUGGUAAAGAGUUGGAUGUUUUACUUUACUAUGUGGUACUUUUUCAUACAUUUAAAGAAUCCAACACAAUGUCAAAGUUUUUCUUCUUUUAAUGUUGUGUAAACAAGCUGAAAGGUUUUGUCUGUUCAGCUCAAAUAUAUACUGAAAUGUGGUUUUAAAGUAAAUGUUGUUCAUAUGUAAUGGUAAAAAGGGAGUUAGGACGGAGAAGUUUUCUGUUUCAGGACUGGAUUUGGGAUGAAAUUAUGAUAUGUUUGUUAUUAACUGUUAUGAUUCUUAUAAAAUGACUGAUGCUGCAAUAAAAUGGAAUCAAGUCCAAACUCAUUUAGUCAUUUCUUGUUUCUGUAACGAUAUUAGUAGGUAAAUAGUGUUUUGACUGUGUUUUGAGAACUGACCUUUGAAAGCCUCAUUGUAAUAGUUUUUUUUUUGUUAAUAUAUGGAUUCAUUGAAAGAUAAAUGAAAAAAAAUAAAGAUGGUAUAAAUAUC
Molecule: messenger RNA, 1122 nt
Organism: Austrofundulus limnaeus
Lineage: Eukaryota; Metazoa; Chordata; Actinopteri; Cyprinodontiformes; Rivulidae
Gene: smpx
Product: small muscle protein X-linked
Exons: 5
Coding region: 77-349 (90 amino acids)
Cellular component (GO): muscle tendon junction; M band; costamere
Source: RefSeq, a predicted model, not a curated record